This is a messenger RNA of Spinacia oleracea (spinach), 933 nucleotides long. RefSeq lists its product as uncharacterized. Bases 1 to 933 code for a protein of 310 amino acids. The transcript is spliced from 2 exons. Lineage: Eukaryota; Viridiplantae; Streptophyta; Magnoliopsida; Caryophyllales; Amaranthaceae. The record is from RefSeq and is a predicted model, not a curated record.
AUGGAUCCAAAACCAUGGGUGAAUCUGUUUAAAGGUAGUUCUCUUCCUUCUAAAGGUAUUUCGUUGAAUUUUAUUGCUCCCACAGUGUGUGAUGGCACACCCAUAGCUGUACUUGAUAAGAAUGAACUUCAGAAAAUGAAUGAUCUGUGGGGGAAUGCAAUUGUCAUGUAUGUGGUUGGGGAGAAACCUUCUAUUGGUGUUGUAUUGAGAUUCAUUGAAAAAGAAUGGCAUCAAGUUAGUAAACCUCAGAUUUUCCUCCAUGAUGAGGGCUAUUUUGUGAUUAGAUUUCAGUCAAAGAAGGACAAGGAAUCAGUUCUAGUGGCUGGUCCACAUAUGUUCUUUGGCAAACCUAUGAUUGUGAAACCUUGGACAGCAAGUUUUAAUUUCCAGGAGGAAAUAUUGAGGGUAGUGCCAGUGUGGGUUAGAUUGCCUAAUUUGCCAUUGAGUUGUUGGGGGGCUGAUUUAUUGAGCAGAAUAGGGAGCUUGCUUGGAGAUCCACUAUUUGCUGAUGAUUGUACUUCUAAGCAGCAAAGAAUAUCCUUUGCUCGAAUACUCAUUAAGGUGGAUGUUACUGGUGACUUGCCUAAAUUUGUGCAGAUUCAGGAUCCUUUGAGUAACAUUGUUAAACAGGUGGUUGAGUAUGAGUGGCUACCACCAUACUUCCAGGACUGUCCUGAAGCAAAAGACACUGCUGAUUUGACCAGUGAAACUUAUGCACAAGAGAAUGAUGGAGAGAAUGAAGAGCUGUUUGUUAAUAAUAAACCUUUUACCCCACUUGCUCCAAUUCAUGAUGAAGGGUGGAGGGUUGUUUCAAGGAGAAGGAGAGAUAUAAGAACUCCAGCACAGACUGUGGGGCUUGCUGAGGUUCACAUGAGUGGGGGGGAUUUGGUUGUUGGUGGUGAUAGAGUGGACUUCUCAACUGAUCCAACAUGA